AAACUUCGCUUGGGAACCGGUACCUAUUUUCAGCCUGGGCAUUUUGAGAAAAGAGACGGGAGGCUGUCACUGCGAUAGCCAUUGUCCCGUUAAAUUAACGCCCAGAAGCGGCUCCGCGACCGCCCAGGGAGCCGGAGCCCGCGAGGAUUCUGGGAACUGAAUUCUGGCGUGGGCCCGAGGCCGACCGCUGCGGCGAGGCCUACCGGGUCCUUGGCCUCAGGAUGCUCCUUCUCGGGCGGCGUGUACGGUCGGGAAAGGCCAGACCUAGGCGAGGAUUCAGGUCUACCUUCUUGAAUCCCUGCCUGACAGGAAGGGACUGUCUGUUGAGAAAGAGAGGACUUCUGUGCUCCUGACAACCUAAUUCCAGGCUCUAGGUAGCAGAAACUGAUCCAAGACAUGAAGUCUGAAUCUCAGGUGCAGACGUGGAAGAACUUGUUCAUUUUGAAAGCUAAGGGAGAGUGGCAGAAGACAGACUUGAAGGCCUAGAAAUGAAGGUCCUGGCUGCUUGGAAAUGAGAUGGGCUUUUUAAGGUUGGAAGUCACACUACACACCAGCAAUCUACCUUAAGAUGAAAUAAUAUCUACUUGGGCCUCUGGCAGACAUACGCUGGGCUAACUUUGGGCCCAUUAUGUUGCCUAUUCUUCUGUACUGUGAGAGCAAGCCUGGGAGAAGAUUUUGUCUUCAGAGAAUGAGGAAAAUAUGGAGACCAUGAAGAAAUUGUCUCAAAAUAAUAAGGCAAAAGGUUUGCCUUCUAAUUAUAUUUACUGGCCCCAAGAGAAGGAAGACAGGCCCCAAGUACUGGCACUAGUUACAUUCAGGGAUGUAGCUGUCAUCUUCACAGAGGCAGAAUGGAAGAGAUUGAGCAUGGAGCAGAAGAACCUAUACAAAGAAGUGAUGCUGGAGAAUUACAGCAAUCUACUUUCGCUGGCAGAACCAAACCCAGAAAUCUACCCUUGUUCCUCCUGUCUUCUGGCCUUCUCCUGUCAGCAGUUUCUCAGCCAACAUGUGCUUCAGAUCUUCCUGGGCUUAUGUGCAGAAAAUCAUCCAGGGAAUUCCAGACCAGGGCAUCAGGAACAGCAGGAGCAGCAGUAUUCUGAUCAAAGCUGCUGCGGUAAAAAGACAGAAAAUCAAGAGGAAGAAGGUGGCUCCAAACUCUUGUCUGCCAAGACAGAGGAGAGAGAGAACUCAAGGGCAUCCUCUAGCCCAUACCAAGGACAGUCAGCAAGUCCUAGGGAAGGCAACAUGGUGGUGGAAGCAGAGCCCAUCUCAGCCCAUAGGGUAAACCCUGUGCAACCAGACAGAGGAUUGAAGGAAUUAGACAUCUUAAGAUUUGGAGCCGUCAACUGUAGAGAGUUUGAAUCAGACUAUAACUUGGAAUCAAACUUUAUUACAAACCCAAGGAUUCUCUUAGGGGAGAAGCCCUAUAUUUGCAGUGAUUGUGGGCAAGGCUUUAAAGACAGGUCAAUCGUUAUCAGACACCAUAGGACACAUUCAGUGGAGAAGCGUUAUGCGUGCAGUGAGUGUGGCUUUAGCCAGAAGUCCAACCUCACCAGACACUGGAGAACACAUUCAGAAGAAAAGCCUUAUGUGUGCAGAGAAUGUGGGCAAACCUUUAGCAAUAAGUCCAUCCUGAGUAGACAUCAGUGGACUCACUCAGGGGAGAAGCCCUAUAUGUGCAGUGAGUGUGAGCGAGGCUUUAGCCAGAAGUCAUCCUUCAUUAGACACCAGAGAACACACUCAGGGGAGAAGCCCUACGUUUGCCUGGAGUGUGGACGAGGCUUUAGUGAUAAGUCAACCCUCAGAAAACAUCAGAGGACACACUCGGGGGACAAGCCUUAUGUUUGCAGGGAGUGUGGGCGAGGCUUUAGCCAAAAGUCAAACCUCAUUAGACACCAGAGGACACACUCCCAUGAAAAGCCUUACCUUUGCAGGGAGUGUGGGAGAGGCUUUUGUGACAAGUCAAACCUCAUUGUGCAGGAGAGGACACACUCAGGGGAGAAGCCUUACAUGUGCAGUGAGUGUGGCCGAGGCUUUAGCCGGAAGUCCCUCCUCCUUGUCCACCAGAGGACACACUCAGGGGAGAAGCAUUAUCUUUGCAGGGAGUGUGGGCGAGGCUUUAGCCAAAAGUCAAACCUCAUUAGACACCAGAGGACACACUCCCAUGAAAAGCCUUACAUUUGCAGGGAGUGUGGGAGAGGCUUUUGUGACAAAUCAACCCUCAUUGUGCAUGAGAGAACACCCUCAGGAGAAAAGCCUUCCAUGUGCCGAAGCCUUAUAAGUGCUGAGCCUGACUGUGGCCAAGGCUGUAGCCGGAAGUCACUCCUUGUCUACCAGAGGACACGCUCAGGGGAGAAGCGUUAUGUUUGCAGGGAGUGUGGGCGAGGCUUUGGCUACAAGUCAAAUCUCAUCAGACACCAGAGGACACACUGAAGGGAGAAGCCUUGUGUAUGCAGGGGUCAUGGGCAGACUUGAGCAAUCAGUCAGACUUCAUCUGACACCAGAGAGACACACAGGGAGUGGUCCCCAUGUGUGCAUGCGGUGUGAGUGAAGUUUCAGAGAUAUGUCACCCUCAUCAAGCACUGGGGGACAUGUGCAGGAGAGGGGCCUGUGGCCAUAAGUCACCCUCCAGCAUGCAUGGAAGGACACACUUGGGAGAAGUUUGUAUGUGCAGGGACUGUGGGUGAGGCUUCAGCAAUGAGUCAACAUUUAUUGAAAGUCCAGUGGCAGAUGCUGGGGAAAAGUGUCACAUGUUCAGAGAGUGUGUGAGCCUCCACGAAAGAACAGUCAGGCACAAGAUGGUGCACUCAGGAAGAGUCUUUAUUUGCAGGCAGUAUGGGCAAAACUUUUUUUAUAGACAGAGUCUCACUAUGUAGUCCUCGGUAGAGUGCUGUGGCGUCACAGCUCAAGGGCUUAAGUGAGUCUCUUGCCUCAGCCUCCCAAGUAGCUGGGACUACAGGGUGCCUGCCACAAGGCCUGGCUAUUUUUUUUGGUGGUGGUUUGGCAGGCCCUGUGGCUGGCGCCCUAGCCACUGAGCUACAGCCGCUGAGCCUGGGCAAGACUUCUGUGGAAAUACAUUGCAGGGAGGAUCCAGAUGUGGGGACGCUGUGGAGCUGUACCCAGAUGAGCUUUUUAGGGCUAACACCCCAGCUGCUCCAGAGAAGUGUGCUGCUGCAGGCAGAGCUGCUCUCCUUACUGGGACUGGCUCUUAGCCCCAGGGAGCUGUGUGAUAAGGGUUAUGCACCUUCCAGGGCAGGGGGAUCCUCCUCAGUGACUGGUUCAUGUAGGGAGAUAAAACCCUCAACUGGGACAAUUCCAAAGGGUCCAUCCCAAAUCCAGAGGUCCCUAUUGAACUGACUGAUCUAUUAGUUGUGAAUACAUUGUGGAUCAGCUCCUUCCUCUACCCAGUCUUGCCCCAAUAAACCCUGAUUCUCCUAACUGUCUCUCCAGGCAAUCUGGUCUGAGACAUCCGUGGUGUAAAAGGAGUGUGGCUGAGGCUUUGGCUCUAAGUCACCCUCAACAAACUACAGAGUACACUGAGUAGAAGCUCUGUUGUACAGAGAAAAUGGGCAAAGACUGGGGGAAAAUGUAUGCCUCAUCAGAGAACAGCUUUUUGGGGAGAAGCUUUCUGUGAGUGGAAAGGGAGAAUGUGAGGCACUCAGCAAUAAAUUAAUAAAUUAAACCUCAUCUUGUAGUGGAGGACACACUCAGGGAGAAGGCCUAUGUGGGCAAGGUUUGUGGGUGGAGCUUUAUCAUGAGGUCUCUUCUCAGCAGACUUGCCAGGGCAGUCUUGCAGACCACUACCUCACCCACCUCUGAGUGGGUUUCAGGAGAUGUCUUGACCCCUUAACCUGUAUGUGAAUAAAGAUGGCCAUAACAAUUAAAUAGGCCUUUCCCCCAAUUUUGCAAUCAGAUGGAAUAAAAAAGUAAGCUUUAUUUAAGUAAUCAAAAAAUAAUCAGUGGAUGUGGUAUCUCAUGCCUGUAAUUCCAGCUACUGGGGAAUGUAAGGUGGGAGGAUGUCUUGACCAGUCGGAGCAACCAAAUGAGACCCUGACUGUAGCUCAGUGAGUAGGGUGCCAGCCACAUACACCAAAGCUGGCAGGUUCGAGCCCAGCCUCGACCUGCUGAACAAUAAUGACAACUACACUCCAAAAAUAGCCGGAACACAACUACGGUGCAUCUUAAAUUUACUAAGUGUAGAAUAUAAAUGUCUUAACACAGUAACUAAGGAAAUGUGGUGAAGGCUAUGUUAACAAGUUGGAUGAAAAUAUUUCAAAUGGUAUAUAAAACCAGCAUAUUGUACCCCAUUAAUUGCAUUAAUGUAUGCAGCUAUUUAUUAAAAAAAAAGCCAGGUGUGGUGGGUGCCUGUAGUCCCAGCUACUUGGGAGGCUGAGGCAAGAGAAUUGCUUAAGCCCAAGAGUUUGAGGUUGCUGUGAGCUGUGACAUUAUGGCACUCUACUGACACAGUGAGACUCUGUCUCAAAUAAAUAAGAAAAAAUUAAGAAAUGAUCAACUUGUUUUAAUUUCAGACAUGAAUUCUUUCCCAUGUCUAUCCUUUUGUUUUAGUCAAAAUUUCUUUAAUAGGCUCAGACCAUGUACUUUAGUCACUCUUAGGAUUAGAAAGGUGCCAGGAAUUCAAUUUCACAGUCUGGGUUUCCUGCAUGAAUUCAACCCUUGAGAAUCAAUCUCAUAGGUAUUGUGGAGAAUCUGAUCCCUUUCACGGGGAAGAGGGAUUAGGUUCCAGAGACAGGCCACCUGCAGGGAGGGCAUGUCCCAGAUCUCUGCUUCUCCCCACUGAAUGCUCUCUCUCCAGAGUGUCCUUUCUGGGCUCUAGGCAGUUCUCUUUACCCCAUUGAAGUACUGUGGAUCCUCAAUGAUCUGUGCAUGUCCUCUUGUUCCAGAGACCCUUUAACUAUACCCUCUCUGUAGCCUUCUGGGUUCUAAGGGCAGGUCCUAACCAUGCCCAGUCAUGAGUCAUUGCUUUGGGCCUCUUAGCUCCUCCCCAUGUCAGAUCAACAAUAAUAGAUGUGAAGACCCCUAAAUAGCUCCAAUACCAUGUCCUGUUGGGUUUCCAGGCCUAGGGUUCAGUCCUACUAAUGAUACCUUACCUGUACAUCAUCCCUCUAAUAAUUGGUCUAAGAUAACUGAGCCAUACCCCCACCAUUGUUUUUCAGACCAAGGAUCUGCUGCUCUUUAGCCACACACUUUUCUAAUCCUCCCUCAGGGCCUGAAUUGCCAGUUUUUUUACAAUUCCACUAGCCCUAACUCUGACUUCUAUGUCCUAGGUCAAUAACUAAUAACUAGAGAGGGUCUGCCUAGGUUCCAGCAAAUUUGAGAGAGAGUCACUGGCUCCAAGGCCUCUACCCACAUCUCCAGCCAUGAAGUCAGCUGUCUCAGUCUGUUUUCCGCUGGCAUAACAGGAUAGCAUAUACUGAGUAAUUUAUAAUGAAUAAAAAUGUAUUCGGCUCAUGGUUCUAGAGGCUGCGAAGUCCAAGAGUGUGGUGUUGGCUUCUAGUAAGGGCCUUCAUGCUGCAUCAUCCCAUGGCAGAAGGGGGAAGGGUAAAAGCAUGUGAGACAAAUCAGGGGAGAUGAACUUACUCUUUUUAUCACAAACCCACUCCAAUGAUAACCCACUCCUGUGAGACUGACAUUGAGCCUUCAUGACCUCUUAAAGGUCCUACCUCUUAAUCCCUCAUCAGAAUGGCAAUUAAAUUUUGAUACGAGUUUUGGAGGGGACAAACAAGCCAUAGAAUCCACUUUCCAGUGGCUACUCAGAGUCAGGUCUGGUGGGGAAAAACAAUGUGUUACCCUGGGAGUGUGGGCCCCCACCUUUUGCCACAUUACCCUCAUGUCCCUUUGCUAAAACUACCCCUGUAACACCAACACUCUGCUUCUGGGCAUAGCUAGAGGCCACUGAGGGAAAAGUAUGUAAGUAUCUAAUGGGGUAUGAGGAGGGAAGAGACAGAUCCUCCUCAUUCUGGAUAGUUCCCACAUCUCUCCCUAUGUCCUGCCAUUGGGAAAGAAAAAUGGAAGCAAGAAACCCAGCACCUACCUUCGAAAAAAAGGGUGAAAAGAAAGAAAAUGAUGCAGAAAAAUAUUUUUAACUCCUGGGCUCAAGUGAUCCUUCUUACUUAGCUUUCCCAGUAGCUGGGACUAUAGGCAUGCAUCACCAUGCCUAGCUACCAUGACCUCAGUGAAUUCAGAAUCCACCAUCCUUUCUUGCUUUAAGUUUUAAAAUGGUCUUUGUCAUGCUGAUUUUUGCUGAGUCUUCCAAAAAAGUGGCAGUGGAUUGUGAGAAAUGAACAUCAAUUAUAGUAUAGAAACAUUUGACCAAGUAAUCACAAUGGGUGGAAACAAUGAAAUCUGGCAAAACAAAAAAAUGUGUAGAAACGAGACUACCGGGUGUAGCAAGGCAAUACCUUGUGGGAUGAGUCCAAAUUAGUCACCUGGGGGUCACAGAGAAUAUUUGGGUUGUGGGCACUUUCAAGGUGGUCGGCAACCUAAUAGCACCUGGUUAUGAAAUUAGAUAGUGAUUCAGAUUAGAGGUGGAAUUAUUUAUAUACCCAAGCUUGAUCCUAAUUUUAAAAUACACAUAACUAAAUAUAUGUAUAUGUCUCAUAUAUGCAAAGUAAGCUCAUAUUUUAUAAUCAAAUUUUUUCUAAAACAGAACAGAUGGUAGGACAUUCUUGGCAAACAUAAGAUUUUCUCAUUGCAUAAUCUUUUUUCCCUUAGUAAAUAUCAUGUUACGCUUUUCUUUUUUCUCUUAAUACCCAUAAAACAUGUAAGGGGUAAAAUCGAUGUUCUUACCCUGGAAAGAUUUUUUUUUUGAGACAGAGUCUCACUAUGCUGCCCUUGGUAGAGUGCUGUGGCAUUAUAGCUCACAGCAACCUCCAACUCUUGGGCUUAAGUGAUUCUCUUGCUUCAGCCUCCCAAGUAGCUGGGACUACAAGGUGCCUGCCACAAUGCCCAGCUAUAUAUAUAUUUUUUGGUUGUUGUUGUUUCCUCACCACUAUACUAAUGACGAUGUUGUAGUUGUUGUUGCAAAUGUCAUUGUUGUUUAGCUGGCUCAGGCCUGGUUCGAACCCACCAGCCUAGGUGUAUGUGGCUGGUGCCCUACUCACUGAGCUACGGGCGCCACCCUGGAAAGAUUAUUUUUAUCUAGUUGUGUACCUUAUUUGUUAAUUUUAAUAUAGAAGUUGUUUUGGAGAACAGCCACUCGCCUGUUUUUUAAUUAAAGAGAAAUUUGGGACAGGCUGAAAUAUGAUAUUCUAGAAAUAUAAAAAAUUAUGAAACAAGAUUCCUAGAGUUCCACUUACUAGGUUCUUAAAAGGAUAAAAAACAUUCCUUCUCUGAGUGUUAGGGCAAGAAUUGAAGAUUAGAAAAGUCUCCCAAAGCCAGGUUACACAACGGGGCAGGCUAUGCUCUCAUCUGCUGUAGUUGAUAGUCUCAGGUUACCCUGAGCAGCUGGCUCAGCAGCACCCUCACUGCUGCUGGUCACCAGUUCUCACCUUUCCCCUACUUUCCAAUUCCUUUGGGAACUAGAAAGCUUUUUUUUUUUUGGGCUGGGAGGAAGAGAGUUUACUUUUGUGAAUUUUUCUUAUUUUAUUUUAUUUUUUUUUGUAGAGACAGAGUCUCACUGUACCGCCCUCAGGUAGAGUGCCAUGACGUCACAUGGCUCACAGCAACCUCUAACUCCUCUAACUCUUAACUCUUGGGCUUACGCGAUUCUCUUGCCCCAGCCUCCCAAGCAGCUGGGACUACAGGCGCUCGCCACAACGCCCGGCUAUUUUUUUGUUGCAGUUUGGCGGGGACUGGGUUUGAACCCGCCACCCUUGGCAUAUGGGGCCCGCGCCCUACUCACUGAGCCACAGGCACCGCCCUACUUUUGUGAAUUUUAAUGGUACUUAAAUUAGGAUGCGUCUGAGCUUCCUCUCUUCUGUGUCUCUUUUAGUAACCCAGCAUUAAAGUACAAGGUCAUGGACCUUCAAAUAUGUCUAGCAAACUGCCACUAAAAGAGGCUUAACUUGUGUUUUGACAGAAGAGCUCAACUUGUAAAAAUCUUAGAGUAAAUAAAUUGUGUAAUGUUGGAGGUAUGCCUCCCUAAGCAAGUAAAAUUAUGAAAACAUUUCCGAUCAUAAUUUUUGCUGAAUGUAUUGGCAAAGGAAUUUUAUAUGGAGUUGGAGAUCUAGAAGAGAUGCUGCAGGGAAUCUGAGAGGAAACUUCAGAGCAUGAAAGAUAAAGUGUAAUGAAUAUAGCACUGAGACUAGGAUAAAUUUGGCAGCUGUCCAGGAAAAAUUUAUAGCUAAACCAUGGUGAUAGCAGAGUGGGCUGAAAGAGAAGACAGACUGUUAGGUGUGUCUUCAAAUCAUGUGGUGGUUGCCUGGAUAUAGAAGAGGGGGAGAAUGUAAGAAGAACUCCCGCAAAUACAACUUUCCAACAGAAGAUAUAUUUGCAAGAGAAAAAUUUCUCACCACUCCAGAAAUCACAGGACUAGUUCCUUCUCUGAGGGUAGGUUGCCUGGCUGUCCACUUUUUCUUAUCCGAGGCCAGGAGUCUGCCCGUCUAUGUGGUAGAAUAUGUUUGUAAGCCUGUGGAAUUAUGUCAGUUAUUAAUUUACUAUUUCAGCUCCAAAUUCACCUGAUCUGUACACAUGGAUCUGGGUCCUAUAAUUAUCUUUCCUUUGCCAGCUGGAUGAGGUUUAUCAGUAGAAGGGAGACUGGAACAACAUUGCCCGAGAAAGGACCCUCUUUCUUAGGUUGGAUGGCUCAUUCAUCAGGCCCCUGCAGGGUACCCUUUUUGCCUUUCAUUCUUUGGGCAGUGAAGUUUUAUGAAGUUAAAUGCCUGCUGGACAGCUUUCUCCACCAAUUAGUCACCGUAUAUUCUCUCCAGCUCUCCACUCAGGCACUGGUGGUAUAGUUGAAAACCUAAAUAACACAGGCCUGUACCCCAGUCCAGGUCACUGGUCUUGUACCUUUUUUUCAGCCCCAGAGGUAUAUAUGCUGGGGGCUUCACAGGACUGGCUGUCCAGCAAGCAGGCCACCUGACCUUCAUCUUAUGCAGAGGUUUAGAGCCUCCCAGCCUAGUUUGCUGUUCCUGUGACCUUCUCCCCAGCUCUAGGGCUCCAGCAGCUGCCCUCAGCUGCCUCAGCCCAAGCUGUGCAGAGAAGUACACUAGGUUCUUGUAGUCUCCAUUUCCAGCAGUGCCUUGACCCCCCUCUGCUCACCUACCCCCUUUGACCUUGGCUCUUUUUAUUUUUAACUUGGGCCUUCCCCACACAGACAUAAUGUAGUCUAGGCCUUGUAUCAGCAUCAACACCCAGCUCUCUACAUUCCAAACUCCCUUUGUGCACCUGUCUAUCAGCUUUGGCUUGCCUGGUGACUUUGAACUAGGUCUAGCCAGCACAAUCUCUCAAUUUCUCUAGUGAGCCUUGGAGAACUCUCCUUCCAAGUUUGUCUUUUCUUGAGUACUCUCCCUUAGUUGUAGGGUUUUCUUUCAAUAUAUAUGUUACUCUCCUACUAUUAUCUAAUAAUUCUUUAUGAUAAAUUUCCCAUUUAAAUUACUGUAUGGUUUCUUUUUUCUGAUUGAAAUCAGGUUGACACAGGAAUGGAUGUAUAUAUAUGUGUGUGUGUGUGUUUUUAUAUGAGAAUAAUGACAUGAAAUUUGACUGCAUUUAUUCAUGAACCCAGAGAUAAGCCAAGGAAAUAAUGCAAAUCAAAGUCGUUAGUUAUUAAUACUUAGCUAGGGCUAUGACCCUGAACCCAGAAACAGAAAUCUAACGGUCAAGACCAGAGGUUGGCAGACUACAGCUGAAGGCCAACUCUGAUCUACCACAUGUUUUUGUGUGGCUUUGAGCUAAGAAUGGUUUUUAUAUUUUAAAUGGUUAAAAAGAAUGAAAAGAAGAAUAGUUAUUUUGUGACACAUAUUUGUGUCCAUAAAUAAAAUUUUGUUGGGACCCAACAACACACAUUGCUAUGUAUUAUCUAUAGCUGCUUUCAUGCUACGUGGUAAAAGUUGAGUAAUUGCAACAGAGACCAGAUGGUCCACAAACCCUAAAAUACUAUCUGGCCUUUGACAAUAAAAGUGUACUGGAAGGCUGGGAGUGGUGGCUCACGCCUGUAGUCCCAGUGCUGUGGGCGGCCGAGGCGGGUGGAUUGCCUGAGCUCAGAGGUUCGAGACCAGUAUGAACAGCAGUGAGCCAGAGUAAGACCCCGUCUCUACUAACAUCAAGAACAUCGCCAGAGGAAGAAGAAAAUGAACAACAAAAAAGAGUACUUCAAACGAAGAAGAAUGAACAAGGAAGCUGAAAUUAAAAAAAAAAAGUGUACUGGAAAAGAAAAGAGAUAAAACUAUAAAAUUGUUUGAAGAAAACAAAGGAGUAAAUCUUUAGUGCCCCAGAUUUGGCAAAAAAAAUUUUUUUUUUUUUUUUUGAGACUGUCUCACUAUGUCAUCCUUGGUAGAAUGCUGUGGUGUCAUAAGCUCACAGCAACCUCAAACUCUAGGACUUAAGCAAUUAUCUUGCCUCAGCCUCCCAAGUAGCUGGGACUACAGGCGCCUGCCACAAUGCCUGGCUAUUUUUUGGUUGUAAUUGUCGUCGUUUGGCAGGCCCGGGCUGGAUUUGAACCCACCAGCUCUGGUGUAUGUGGCUGGCACCCUAGCCGCUGAGCUACAGUGCCCAGCCUUAGCAAAAGAUUCUUAGCACUAUUUCAAAAACAUGACCACCACCAACAAAAUAUAAAUUAGACCUCAUAAAAAUUAAAAAAUGUUGUGUAGGGUCUAUUGAGAAAGUGAAAAUUCAACCCACAGAAUGGGAGAAAAAUCUAUAAAAUCAUAUAUCUGACAAGGGACUUGUCUAGAAUACAUAAAGAAUUCUGGCUCAGCACCUGUAGCUCAAGCGGCUAAGGCACCAACCAUAUACAGCAGAGCUGUUGGGUUUGAAUCCAGCCUGGGCCUGCCAAACGACGACAACUAUAACCAAAAAACAGCUGGGCAUGAUGGUAGGUGCCUGUAGUCCCAGGUACUUGGGAGGCUGAGGCAAGAGAAUCGCUUAAGCCCAAGAGUUGGAGGUUGCUGUGAGCUGUGAUGCCACAGCACUCUACCCAGGGCGACAGCUUGAGGCUCUGUAUCACAAAAAAAAAAAAAAAAGCUUACAACUCAAUAAUGAAAGACAAAUAGCCCAAUUAAAAAAUGAGCAAAGGAUCUGAAUGGACAUUUGUCUAAGGAUGAUAUAUAAAUAGGCAAUAAGCAUGCAAAAAGAUGCUGAACCUCUUUAGUCACCAUGAGGCAAAUGCACAACUAAACUCUGAUAUCAGAGAUAGGUCUACUUCACACCCUUUAGGAUGGCUUGAAUCAAAAAGUUAUCAGAUAAUAACAAGUGUUGGUGAAGAUGUAGAGAAAUGAGAACCCUCAUAUAGUGCUUGUGGGAAUAUACCAUGGUGAAGCCACUUUGGAAAAUAGUCUGGAAGUUACUCAAAUGAUUAAACAGAGUCAUCAUAUGACUCAAAAAGUCUACUCCUAGAUAUAUAUCCAAGAGAAAUGAAAGCAUGUAUCUACAUGAAAACUUGUACAUGAAUGUUUAUAGCAGCAUUAUUCAUCAUAGCCAAAAGGUGGAAACAAUUGAAAGAUUCAUCUGAUGAAUGGAUAAAAUGUGAUACAAUAGUCCCCCAUUAUGUUAGGAAGAUAUGUUCCAAGAUCCACAGUGUAUGUCUCAAACUGGAUAAUACCAAACCCUAUACCAUACUAUGAUUUUUCUCAUA
This is a messenger RNA of Nycticebus coucang (slow loris), 11749 nucleotides long. It is a transcript of the gene ZNF343, whose product is annotated as zinc finger protein 343. Gene Ontology annotation, biological process: regulation of DNA-templated transcription. The transcript has 7 exons. Lineage: Eukaryota; Metazoa; Chordata; Mammalia; Primates; Lorisidae. Gene Ontology annotation, molecular function: zinc ion binding. The record is from RefSeq and is a predicted model, not a curated record. The coding region runs from base 700 to 2430 and encodes 576 amino acids.